Molecule: messenger RNA, 2976 nt
Organism: Salvia splendens (bonfire salvia)
Lineage: Eukaryota; Viridiplantae; Streptophyta; Magnoliopsida; Lamiales; Lamiaceae
Product: leucine-rich repeat extensin-like protein 4
Exons: 1
Coding region: 271-2424 (717 amino acids)
Molecular function (GO): protein binding
Source: RefSeq, a predicted model, not a curated record
CCGGCGCGAGACGCGUUGUGGAUGGUCUAAUGCUCAUUUAUAUCCCUUCCCCACUUCUUCUCUCAUACACACACCGCACAUCACAAUUCUUCUCUCUCUGACUCCUCUCUUCAAAGCCACCCAAAUCUCUAAACCUCAGAUCUCAAUUUCUCCGCUUCCUCUCCCCAUUCUCCGCCCAGAUCUCCGCCGCAUUUCGCAGGUGUAGGCGGAAAUAGGGCGUAUACAAUCCCCAUUCAUUCUCAGCUGCUGCAGAUAGAUGUCUGGUGUGAGAUGAAGCAAAAGAAUCGCUGCAUUUUGUGGAGCGGUGUCGCGCUGCUGCUGCUGCUAGCUCUCUUCCUCUCCUCCGUUGAUGCUUCCGAAGUUCACAUCGGCAGCAAUGGCGGUCCUCUCAACGACGCACAAGUCCGCUACAUCGCGAAGCGCCAGCUGCUCUACUACUUAGACGAGUUCGGCGACAGAGGCGAGAACGUCACCGUCGAUCCGUCGCUCGUCUUCGAAAACCCUCGCCUCCGCGACGCCUACAUCGCGCUGCAGGCCUGGAAGAAGGCCAUUCUCUCAGAUCCCUACAAUCUCACCGCCGAUUGGGUUGGAUCUGACGUUUGCAGCUACUCCUACGUCUUCUGCGCCCCGGCGCUCGACAAUUCCUCAAUCCGCACCGUCGCUGGAAUCGAUCUCAACCACGGAGACAUCGCCGGCUAUUUGCCGGAGGAACUCGGCCUCCUCAGAGAUCUCGGCAUUUUCCAUAUCAAUUCCAACCGUUUUUGCGGAACGGUGCCGAAGAAGUUUAAGAACUUGAAGGUGCUGUUCGAGCUCGACCUGAGCAACAACAGGUUCGCCGGAAAGUUUCCGUAUGUUGUUCUAAGCUUGCCUAAGCUCAUAUAUUUGGAUAUUCGGUACAAUGAGUUUGAAGGAACGGUGCCGCCGCAGCUCUUCGACAAGCCAUUGGAUGCUAUCUUCAUCAAUCACAACAGGUUCGCUUUCGAAUUGCCGGAUAACUUUGGCAAUUCGCCGGUUUCCGUGAUUGUACUAGCCAACAACAAAUUCCACGGCUGUGUGCCGGCGAGCCUCGGCAACAUGACCAGGUUGAAUGAGAUUAUUUUGAUGAACAACGGGCUGAGGUCGUGCCUGCCGCCGGAGAUUGGGAUGCUGAAGAACUUGACGGUGCUUGACGUGAGCUACAACGGAAUCGUGGGGCUGUUGCCGGAAAGCAUUGGAGAUAUGUUGAGUUUGGAGCAGCUGAAUGUGGCUAACAAUAUUUUCACCGGCACUAUUCCGCAGAGCAUUUGCAAGCUGCCGAAGCUGGAGAAUUUCACCAUCACCAAUAACUUCUUCACCGGUGAGCCGCCUGUGUGCUUGGCCCUUCCCGAGUUUAAUGAUCGGCAGAAUUGUUUGGCUAACAGGCCCGCUCAGAGAUCAGCCGCUCAUUGUUCAGCUGUUUUGGCUAAGAAAUUUCACUGUGGUGCAUUCCGGUGUCAUCGGUUUAUCCCCACUCUUCCAGCUCCACCGCCUCCUUCACCUCCACCGCCGCCUCCUGUGUAUUCUCCCCCACCUCCAGUUUACUCUCCACCACCCCCUGUUUAUUCACCUCCACCACCAUCUCCCCCGCCGCCAUCACCUCCCCCACCUGUAUACUCGCCUCCACCACCACCACCUUCUCCACCUCCGCCAUCACCACCGCCUUCUCCACCUCCCCCUCCCCCUCCUGUAUACUCACCCCCACCUCCACCUCCAUCCCCUCCACCACCAUCGCCUCCCCCACCACCACCUCCAUCUCCUCCCCCUCCGUCGCCUCCACCACCUCCUCCACCUCCAUCGCCUUCACCACCUCCUCCAUCUCCUCCGCCUCCAUCGCCUUCACCACCUCCCCCAUCUCCUCCCCCUCCUUCACCAGAGCCUUAUCCUCCAUGUAUUCGAUCACCACCACCACCACCACCGCCUCCUCCAGGCCAUCCACCACCUCCUCCACCAGCCCACUCACCUCCUCCACCUACUCCCUAUUAUUACUACUCACCUCCCCCACCAUCUCACUCGCCCCCUCCACCAUCUCACUCACCUCCUCCACCGCCUCAUUCCCCCCCUCCACCGCAUUCUCCCCCUCCACCGCAUUCUCCCCCUCCACCCCCACACUCACCACCUCCGCCCUCUCACUCACCACCUCCCCCAACCUUCUCUCCACCACCUCCCCAGCCUUGUAUAGAACCACCACCCCCGCCCCCGCCCCCAUGUCAAGAACCCCCACCACCUCCACCCUCACCCUCACCCCCUCCGCCUUACGUCCACAAGCCACCACCAUCACCAUCACCCCCACCAGCCCCAUACAUCUACAGUUCACCUCCUCCGCCUCCAACACCAGUCUAUGAAGGGCCGUUGCCUCCGAUCACCGGAGUCUCAUACGCCUCCCCUCCUCCACCCCCCUUCUAUUGAUUUUUUUUUGCCCUAAACCAUUUCCAGAGAAAGAAAAAGAAACAGGUAUCUACAUGUUUUAAUUAGUUGUCUUUACGUCUCAGCGCUUACCAUUGUCCCUUGGCAUACAUGAUUCUCUCAUCACUGGAUGAGCGGAAAAAAAGAAUUCCGAAACAGAAAGAGGGAUAGAGAGAGUGAUCCAAUUAGGUAUUGGAUGAGAGCAUUUGUGCCUGGUAUAAUGUAUUGAUUUAUUUUAGUUGCCCUUGUGGAAGAAGCAAGAUGAGUGGGUGACCAAGAAGAGAGACAUGAAUUAAGAGCUCAAAUUUUUAUAUAUAUAUAUCUUUCGAAUUUAUUGUGAUGGAUCAUGAAUUUUAAGUUGUGAAAUAAAGUAGGAAUAUUGCAGGGAGGUGUAUGUAUAUCAUAAUCAGGAACUAGAACUGUUGUUGUUCUAGCCCUAGUUUGCUGCCUUUCAUUUUUAUUUAUCAUACAUUUUUUUCUUCCUUUUUCCCCAGUUUAUAGAAUAAUAAAUCUUCAUUUAACAUUGGUAUUCAAUACAUCAGUUUUUCCCAGAAA